Molecule: messenger RNA, 531 nt
Organism: Micropterus dolomieu (smallmouth bass)
Lineage: Eukaryota; Metazoa; Chordata; Actinopteri; Centrarchiformes; Centrarchidae
Gene: atp5pf
Product: ATP synthase peripheral stalk subunit F6
Exons: 4
Coding region: 138-461 (107 amino acids)
Biological process (GO): proton motive force-driven ATP synthesis
Molecular function (GO): proton transmembrane transporter activity
Source: RefSeq, a predicted model, not a curated record
AUUUAUGUUGUGAGUGUGACGUUAUCGUCACUUUAGCACGAAAAGACGACAGAGGACGUUGUAAGAAGGCUCUGUCGCGUCAGCUAAAGCUAGCAUAGCAUAUUAGCCUUGUAAAACGUCGUUGUGACAUUACCAAUAUGGCACUGCACCGCUUAUUCCAGCUGUCCUCCGUGCUGCGCUCCGCCGUGAGCCUGACCCUGCGCCGGAACAUCGGCAUGUCCGCUGUCCUCUUCAACCGGACCAAGGAUCUCGACCCCGUCCAGAAACUGUUCCUUGACAAGAUCCGCGACUACAAAGCCAAGAGCAAAACUUCAGGUGGUAUUGUGGAAGCAGGACCCGAAUACCAGAAGAACCUGUCUGAUGAGGUUACCAAACUGCAGAGGCUAUAUGGUGGAGGAGACCUCAACAAGUUCCCUGAUAUCAAAUUCUCAGAGCCCAAGUUUGAUGAAGGAGCCAAGUGAAUGCUGUCCAUGUUGUAUAUCUCCUACAUGUCACCGAUAUGUUCUAUUUAAUAAAAGAUAGUGGAUUGAA